Molecule: messenger RNA, 810 nt
Organism: Symbiodinium sp. CCMP2456
Lineage: Eukaryota; Dinophyceae; Suessiales; Symbiodiniaceae
Source: the annotation of a GenBank genome assembly
AUGGCCAUGGGCCUGCUGGGCCCCUCCUUGGAGGAUCUCUUCAUGAAGACUUGCCGCAGGAAGUUUAGCUUGAAGACUGUGCUCAUGCUUGCGGAGCAGAUGAUCAACUGCAUAGAGUUUGUGCACUCGCACAAGAUCUUACAUCGGGACAUCAAGCCGAGCAACUUCGUUGUUGGUGCGGGGGAUGGGCAAAAUGACAAGGUAUACAUUGUGGACUUCGGCUUGGCAAAACGUUUUCGAGAUCCAGAUACUGGCAAACACAUCCCGUUUGUCAAGAAGAGUGGCAUCACCGGAACGGCGCGAUACGUGACCGUCAACCUGCAUCAGGGCUGCGAGCCGAGCCGACGGGAUGACUUGGGCUCCAUCGGCUAUGUGCUGCUCUACUUCCUGCGCGGGAAGCUGCCUUGGCAAGGAAUAAACCAUCGCGACAGGAAGAAGCGCAAAAAGCGCAUUGGAAAACGCAAGGCAGCAACGUCACACCAGGACCUGUGCAAAAGCUUUCCCAAGGAAUUCGUGCAGUACCUGGAGUACUGCGACUCACUAGGCUUCAAGGACAAGCCCGACUACGAUCACCUCCGCAGCCUCUUCCGGAAAGCAGCUUCUCGACACCAGUUGGACUUCGACGGGCAGUUUGAUUGGCUGGCCCCCCGCCAGAAGCGCAAAUGCGCGCCGGUAUCUGGGAGUUCCUCCGGCAAGCUGGAGUCCUCCACGUAUGAGUCUUACGAGUCCUACGAGGACUCGUACAGCUCGUCACGCAGCGGAGCUCGUCCUGAGUCCGACCGGGGACACAAGAAGAGAAGGAAGAGAUGA